CCAUUGCUCUUCUGCAAUUCAAUGUUCAUGUGUAACUGUAUAAUAAUAUUAUCAUGUGCACUGCUUUUUAGUAAGUCUAUGAUCCUGUUUGUUGCAACAGAUCUGUAUGUGGUACAUUAGUAGUCUAAUCAUUUUGAGGCUGAAUCAUUACUCUCAUUUGCACUAUGUUCGUUCUAGUAUGGUGUUCUACUCCUGAAAACAGAUAUGCUGUUGCCCUUGUUGAGGCGUGCUCUGGCCUUUACAAGUACAUCCAUCUGUUGUGUGGUAAAUGUGCAUCAGUUUACAUUGUAGUAGUAGCACACUGGUUUUGACAAAGACUCCAUUGUGUGGCGCUUUAGUAUUAGGUGUGUUAUCUAGUACACUAGUACAUUCAUGUCAGUGAUGCAUUAGUAUAUCCUGUGUGUUUCUGUAAAGUACUUCCCUGAAUACUGAUCUAGAAAAUCCAUGAAUCCUGAUGGAGUAUUAUUUUCACAUAUGUGUAUUCCGAAAUCCAUGUGUGCUUCUUUGCCAGAAUAUGUGUGAUCACUCCUUUAAUACUGAGUCCAUGUGCACACCUUUAUGUGUAUUUCCAGGUAUGCUGCUGUAUUAUCACAUACACAUGGAUUUUGGGAUAUCUAUGAAUUCUGAUCAUCUAGUAAAUACAUGGACACACUAGGGCAGCAGGGAGCAUUGCUCUGUUUCUGCACUAUUAUGUAAAUAUCCAGAUGCACUGUUCUCAUAAUAUAUUCAUGUGUACAGAGCUGUUCCAAUGCUAAGGUUCGGUACCCCAAUUGGUUCUUCAUCUGUCAGUAAAGAAAUCUGGAGGUCAACUGCUGGGAGGAAGGCAGAGGUGAGACUUCCAGGUUCCAGGAGGAAAGGGCAGUUGCAAGGAAGGGGAGUCUUUCUGCCAUGCUUUGGAGAAGCCAGAGCCAUGUGAGGUCUUGGGAGGAGCUGGGGCUUGUGGCAUUGCAGGCCGAGGAGAAUCUCGGCAUGGUGAUGAUCUUCACCCUCGUGACAGCUGUUCAAGAAAAGUUAAAUGAAAUAGUUGAUCAGAUCAAAACAAGAAGAGAGGAAGAAAAGAAGCAGAAAGAAAAGGAAGCAGAAGAAGCAGAGAAGAAACUGUUCCAUGGCACCCCUGUUACGAUUGAGAAUUUCUUGAGUUGGAAGGCCAAAUUUGAUGCAGAACUCCUGGAAAUUAAAAAGAAACGAAUGAAAGAAGAGGAGCAAGCAGGGAAAAAUAAACUAAGUGGGAAACAGUUAUUUGAAACAGAUCAUAAUCUUGACACAUCUGAUAUCCAGUUCCUGGAGGAUGCUGGGAACAAUGUGGAGGUGGAUGAGUCAUUGUUCCAAGAAAUGGACGAUUUGGAGCUAGAAGAUGGUGAAGAUGAUCCUGACUACAAUCCUGUUGCCCCAGGGAGUGACUCCUCAGACUGAUGGACUGUCCCAGUCUCCAGAGAGGCGUGACCGCCACAGCAUCUGUGGCUAUGCUAGAGGGUUUGGAUCUUCCUUUUGUUUUUUUCUAAGAAAAAACAUAUUUUUCAGGAGAAUAUUCUUCUGAUAACUUUCAUCAUUGAACUUAAUAAACUGCCCAUAAAAUUUCAAAAAAAAAAAAAAAAAAAAAAA
Mus musculus (house mouse) is the source of this 1602-nucleotide messenger RNA. Its product is annotated as predicted gene 12693. Lineage: Eukaryota; Metazoa; Chordata; Mammalia; Rodentia; Muridae. The record is from RefSeq and is a predicted model, not a curated record. The transcript has a single exon. Bases 889 to 1413 code for a protein of 174 amino acids.